Messenger RNA from Paramecium sonneborni, 849 nucleotides. The record is from the annotation of a GenBank genome assembly. NCBI's taxonomy places the organism in Eukaryota, Ciliophora, Oligohymenophorea, Peniculida, Parameciidae.
AUGAUAAAAGUAAAGAGUUCAGGAUCAAAAGAAAUUGAUGCAGCUAAAUAUUUUCUUGAAGCUAUAUUAUAAUUAAGAGACUGCUUUAAUGAAUCUAAAUUAAUCAUUAUUGAUGCAUAAGGAGAAGAUAUUUGUGUAGCUACUUGCGUUUUAGAAUUAUUAAAGAAAUAAUUUCCUAAUAACAAAAAUUUUAUCAAGUCAAGUGGAAGUAUCAGAGAUGUAUAGGAUUGUAAAGAAAGUGGAAUAAUCAUUAAUUUUUAAGUAUUAGACUUCGGAAAUGAAGUUUAUAAUCCUUAUACUUAUGUUGAAAAAUAUUUGCAAUAAUUAAUAGAGUAUGAAAAAUCAUAAAAAAGAAAUAUCUCAGAAAAUAAUGGAGUAUUGAAAUAAAAUAAAUAGUAAUAAUAAUAAUAAUAGUAAUAAUAAUAAUAGUAACAACAAUAGUAAUAAUAAUAAUAAUAAUAAUAAUAAUAAUAAUAGUAAUAAUAAUAGUAAUAAUAAUAGUAAUAAUAAUAGUAAUGGUAAUAAUAAAAAUAACAGGAUAUAUAAAUAGAAUAUACAUAGAAAUAAGAUUAAUAACAAUCACAAUAAAAUGAUAUCUAGAAUAAGUGGAGCACUUCAAGAAAUAAAUAUUAAAAAAGAAUUCCAAAAAAUUAUAUUGGAGAUGAUGAAGAAUUGGUUUCUGAUGGAUUACAUGGAUUUGCUUAAGCAUUUGAUUCAAAAUUUGGAGCUAAUGGAAAUGAGAAAAAAAAUUAAAGAAGAAAAAAUAAACAAAAAAAAGAUGACAAUGACUUUUAAGAAUAAAAUUAUAUUAGAGGAAAUAUAAAAUAUAGAGGUGGAUUUAAUUAUUGA